Molecule: messenger RNA, 3633 nt
Organism: Styela clava
Lineage: Eukaryota; Metazoa; Chordata; Ascidiacea; Stolidobranchia; Styelidae
Source: RefSeq, a predicted model, not a curated record
AUGACGUCAGCAUCAUUGGAAGUUGCGCAAUUCAACAUUAAUCGCCCAGACGAAUGGCAACAAUGGCUGCGACGAUUUGAAAACAUGUGCCUCGCCAUGUCGGUUGACAACGCAGAGAGAAAGAAAGCGUUAUUAUUACAUUUUGCGGGACCUGAAGUUUUUGACCUGUAUGAGAAUUUGCCCGCACCGCCGAAUGCAGAUGAAAAUGAUAAUGUUUAUGCCAACACCGUUAAGAAAUUGGAUAAUUAUUUCGUGCCAAAGAUAAACAUUGAUUUUGAAUGUGAUGUUUUCAGGAAUGCAAAACAGAAAUUUGGCGAAAAUAUUGAUACUUAUGUGGCACGUUUGCGUAAAUUAGCUGUUACCUGUGAUUUUACGGAUGCUGAUCGUGAAAUAAAACAGCAAGUUAUUUCUGGUGGAUGUGAUUCUAGAGUUAGGGAAAAAGCUCUACAGCAGCGUAUGUCUCUUCGAGAACUUCUGGAUUAUGCAAAAAGUCUAGAACAAGCAAAGCAACAAACAAAACAAAUUGAACAACGUCACACGAGACCAGAGAAAUUAUAUAAAAUUGAUGUGCAGCGUGAAAAGAAUUCCGAUAGCAAAUUCAAGCCUAGAGCACCACAGCUUUCUUCGGCUGGAGGGGUGUCGUCCGUGCAAAAUAACAAUGUGGGUGUGAAAUGCAAUCCAAUCUAUCUUGAUCUUGACAUCGAUGGCAAAAACAUUUCUUGGGAAGUAGAUACAGGGGCUACACUAUCUGUCAUGUCUUUAGUGCAAUAUAAAAAGUUGUGGCCAAAAGCAGAAUUGAACCACACCGAUGUUAAACUGUCUACAUACACGGGGGAGUCUAUUCCAGUAGAGGGAGAAAGGGAUGUUACUGUAACGUAUCAAAAUGGUAACCCAAUGGUAUUGCCAAUCACUGUGGUAAGAAAUAGUAACCGCUGUAAACCAUUGCUGGGGAGAAAUUGGUUGAAACAUAUCAAACUUGAUUGGAAUUCAAUUUUCAAAAUUAACUAUUCUGAUGUUAAAAUCAGUACACUGCUUGAUAAGUAUCCUGAAUUGUCUUCACCUGGAUUAGGUUGUGCAAAAACUGAAGCUAAAUUGGAGAUUGAGGACAGCGUUAAGCCUAAAUUUUAUAAACCACGACCCGUACCUCUUGCACUCAAAGAAUUGGUCGAAGCUGAACUUGAUAGACAAGUUGAAAUCGGUGUUUUGAAGCCAUGUAAAACAUCCGAUUGGGCUGCACCUAUGGUUACCGUAUUAAAAGAUGAUCAGAAGUCAGUUCGGCUCUGUGGAAGUUAUGACUUGACUGUAAAUAAAGCAAGUCGUCUUGAGCAGUAUCCAUUGCCAAAGGUGGAUGAAUUAUUGACUAAAUUUGCUAGUGGGGAAAAAUUCUCUGUUAUUGAUCUGAAAGAGGCAUAUCUGCAGAUACCAUUGGCAGAAGAGAGUCAAAAGUACACAGUAGUUAAUACACAUAAGGGAUUAUUCACGACAAAUCGUCUUGUUUAUGGAAUAUCAAGUGCCCCAGCUAUAUUCCAGAGAUAUCUUGAAACACUGCUGGGUGACAUGGCAGGUGUAGGUGUUUUCCAAGACGAUAUUGGAGUAACCGGUUCUUCUGAUAAAGAACACAUAGCCAGAUUGGAAGAAGUUUUCAAGCGUCUUACAAAUGAAGGUCUAAAAAUUAAUCCAAACAAAUGUAAAUUGAUGGUUUCAGAAAUUACUUAUCUUGGAUAUCGUAUAAAUAAACUUGGAGUUCAACCAACUGAAGAUAAUCUGAGAGCUGUUCUGGAUGCCCCAGAACCACAAAAUAUACAUCAGUUGCGCUCAUAUCUGGGGAUGCUUAAUUAUUAUGAUGCCAGUCCUUAUGGAAUCGGAGCAGUUUUAUCUGUAAUAACGCAGGAAGGAGAACGUCCUGUGGCUUUUGCAUCCAGAUCUUUGUCAAAACCAGAGCGUAAUUAUAGCCAAUUGGAUAGAGAGGGAUUAGCUCUAGUAUUCGCUGUUACAAAGUUCCAUUCAUUUUCAUAUGGAAGACCGUUUGUUUUGGAAACUGAUCACAAGCCACUUCUCGGUUUACUUGGGAAGAAUAAGCCACUUCCUGUUGCAGCUCCACCGAGAAUGAUCCGUUGGAAAGUAUUACUUGAUGGAUAUCAAUACGAAUUAGUGUAUGUUCCAGGUAAAAACCAAGCCAAUAGCGAUGCCCUAAGUCGUUUGCCUUUGCCUGUUAAACCGGAUUAUAUACCGCCUUGUGGCCUUGUAGUGAAUCUUCUUGAAGCAGUCGAUUCUACCCUUGUUAAAGUUGAUGCAGUUCAGUCUUGGACGAGAAGAGAUCCUGUACUGUCCGCAGUUAUGCAUCAUGCUCAAAUGGGCUGGCCAAAAUCUUCUGACGUAGACCCAGAAUUACAAAUUUAUAGAAGCAAAGAGACGGAACUAAGUGUCCAUGAAAAUUGUUUAUUUUGGGGUUGUCGAGUAAUUAUUCCGCCACAAGGAAGACAGAAAGUGUUGCAAUUACUUCACGAUGGUCAUCCUGGUAUUUGUUCUAUGAAAAGAAUUGCUCGUAAUCAUGUAUGGUGGCCUGGGGUUGAUGCUGAUAUUGAAGAGUUGGUGAAAUCUUGCAGUUUGUGUCAACAGUUACGUCCCAGUGCACCUCAAGUUCCUGCUAGCCCAUGGUCUUAUCCUAAUGGUCCAUGGCAAAGAAUACAUAUGGACUAUGCCGGUCCAGUUGAUGGGGAAAUGCUUCUUGUUAUUGUUGAUGCGUUUAGCAAAUGGCCAGAUGUGUGGAUUACAUCGUCAGUUUCUGCUCAUGAAACUAUUGAAAAGGUCAGACUUUCAUUUGCUACACAUGGAUUACCACUAGUUGUAGUCACUGACAACGCUGGUUGUUUUGCAGGAGACGAAUUUGCAACAUUUCUAAAGGCAAAUGGAGUGAAGCACUUGUUUUCACCACCGAGACAUCCGGCUUCUAAUGGCCAAGCUGAAUCAAUGGUAAAACAAGUUAAACUUGGAUUGAAGAAACAAGCACCAGCAUCUUUGUCAGUCAGACUUGUUCGGUGGUUAUUUAAAUACCGAACUACACCACAUACAACGACUGGUCAGACUCCGUCGGAAUUACUUUUUCGUCGUAAGAUUAGAACGCAUCUUGAUCUAAUCGCACCUUCAUCACGUUUGAAGAAGUCAGCAGAGAAUGUUCCAAGUGGAAUAAUAAGAACUUUUCACAUUGAUGACCCAGUUGUUAUUACAGAAGUCGUUGGAUCUCGUUUCAAAUGGUUACCUGCCACAGUAACUGAAGUUAUGGGUCAAAUGUGUCGUGUUCGUUUGAACGAUGGAAGAAUUUUUAGACGUCAUUUUGAUCAUAUUCGACAUCGAUUUUCUGCUGAUGAUGUAAUGGUACGUGAAGGGAAUCAAGAUUUUAGAAUGAGUGAGAGAAUACCAGCUGCAAUUCCAACAGGAAUACCUGAUGUUGAUGUGGGAGAUAGAAAUUCAACUCCUACCUCUACUGCUACUGAAGAGACUGAUGAAUCUCAAAAUGACAGAGACAAUGUAGACCCAGUUCCUAAUUUUCCAGAAUCGUCCAGUAAUUCAAACAUACCUUAUAAAACAAGAUCUGGCAGAAUAUCAAAACCGCCAGAAAAACUAUCUCUAUAA